AAGCCAAGAACAUGGGCAAGCAUCCUACAGAUCGUAGAGAAAAAUCCUCCACACAGAGUAGACGACCAAAGCCUUAUGGAAGUAGACCUCAUGUCGACGUGCUCUUUGAAGGAGUUCCUCCUACCAAAAAGAACAACCCUUCCUCCAUUCCCCCUAUCAGUGGAAAACGGAACUUCAACAAUGCCUCGGUGAGACCUGCAGAUGUCAAAGGGAAAGCUAAGGCUUCACCACCUCCGUCUAGCGAUGUACCGACAGAUAUCAAUGACCUUCUGGGUCGAGAGGAAGAGAGGAGCGGGGGAACGUUCAUCAUUGUCGCUGGAUCAUAUGAGAAAUUGCUCUAUGGUAUAGAAGGCUCUUUCCGACCCGGGGAACAUAAACCGACUCUGAAACCGAUAUUCAUCUUCCCAGCUCAUCUAGGUUGUGUCAAAGCUGUUGCUGCUAGUCCUGGAGGAAAGUGGUUGGCGACGGGAAGCGAGGACGAGUUUAUCAAAGUAUGGGAUUUGAGGAGAAGGAAAGAAGUCGGUAGUCUAUCUCAACAUUCUGGAUCCAUAACCUCUCUCCACUUCCCCACAUCCUCCCACCUCGUCUCAACCAGCGUUGACGCCACCUUAUCCCUCUUCCGCACUUCAGAUUGGGCUCUGCUCAAGUCUCUGAAGGGCCAUUCGGGCAGAGUUAACGAUGUGGACAUCCACUAUACGGGUCGGGUGGCACUCAGUGUAGGGAAGGACCAGACUUUGAAAAUGUGGGAUCUGAUGAGAGGUCGGGGAGCGUCUAGUCUGGCUCUAGGUCAAGAGGCAGAAUUGGUCAGCUGGAGUCCCACCGGAAUGUUCUUCGCCGUACUCUUCACCCACAAGAUCGAAAUCUACUCCCUGUCAAUCAAGCUGCUUCAUACCCUGGAGUCCAAAAUUCGUUUCAACACUAUGACGAUCGCGUCACUACCAUCAACAGACCCAGAUGGACAACCUACUUUGGUCUUAUGCGUCGGUACCGAAAAGGGCGUGGUUGAGGUACAUAGAUUGGAGGAGCCUAUUGAGGAAGGUGAUCCUUGGAAUGUGAUCAAAAUCAGCACACUUGGUGGGCAUACCAACCGCAGGAUCAAGUCAGUGUCGACGCUUGAUUUCACAAGAGAUGGUAUAGCGUCAACACUCCUCUCGAGUGUUUCAUCUGACGGCUUGAUCAAUGUCUAUGAUUUAUCUCCAGUGAUGGAGAAGUCGGAAGAGACAUCACAGCCCAUCGCGACGUAUGAUACGAAAGGAAGUAGAUUGACGUGCGUGGUGAUGGCAGAUGGCAAGAAGGAAUUCAAAGCAUCGAAGGGGAAAGUGAAUAAACGACCUGAGGACGAAGUUGAGUCGGAUGGGGACACGUCAGGGAGCGAAGAAGAAGGGGACGAUGAUAUAUACGACGCAUCAGGUGAUGAGGGGGAAGAUGGCGAGGGAGAGGAUGGAGUGGAGGUGGAACUUGAGGAAGACGAGGAAGAGGAAGAGGAAGAAGAGGAAGGAGAGCAUCCUGGGCCUCCACCCUCAUCCACGAUCGUUGAACCCCCUCGGAGCCCGCGUCCUGAUCUCUCAAGUCAGGCUCCCACAGAAGGAGCAUCUACUCCUCUGGAUGGCUUAGCUCCUCUCGAGGUUUCGACUUUAGAACCUUCGCCAGUAGACGGAGUACCGACGCCAAACCUCCUACCAAGAGAUGCACCUCUUCCUCCGACCCCGCAUCCUAAUGAUGAAACACCUCCAGAAUUGACACCUGGGCUGAUUCCUCCUGUUGUGUCAACACCUACAGUUUUCACCAUUGAGGAAACACCCUCACUCGUGGCUCCAGCGGCGGAUCAGGAGCCGGCGCCCAUGACACCUCCACCAGCAGCGCUCAAUGUGAUACCUGAAGCUUUUCCAACACCUUCUGGAACAACUCUGAAGCGUGCCGGUGACGAGCUCGAUGGCCGUGAAGAGAAGCGGGUGAGGGAGGAAGCCGCUGAGCAAGCGUUACCGAUAUCAGAGCCUUCGUCUCAGCCUGCGGGAGAAGCCACAAGUCAGCCCGCCCUCCCCCUCAUACCGUCGAUCCAUCGCGAAUACGUACCUCCCCCUCCACGAGCAUCAGGACCUACGACACCUAUCACAUUGACUCAGCACAAACACUUGCUUGCCGCCGUUCGAGCUCUGAAGAAAAACCCCAAUGGCGUGUCGUUCCUCGAACCAGUGGAUCCGAUCAAAUACGGCAUCCCCACCUACUUCCAGGUGAUCGCGAAGCCCAUGGACCUGGCUACAGUGGAGACGAAGUUGAUUGUUAGCGACCCUCGCGGUCCUCCCAAAGAUAAGUCGAAGAUGAGUAAAUGGGACACAAGCAAGGGGACUUACGGGAGCGUGAGUGAAGUUGUUGAUGAUGUCAGACAGAUAUGGGAGAACACGAGGAUGUUCAAUGGGCCUACGCACGUGGUGUCAUUAGCUGCGGACAAGUUGGAGGAGAGUUUAGAAAAGGCUCUCAGGAAUCUGCCGGCAGAGCCUUUGCCUUCUGCUUUACCAUCACCUGCAACUCCCGUCGCUGGCCCGUCUGUCCCUCUGACCAGUCGAGGUUCCAUGUCUCAACCACCCGUCAUUCGUCGUACGUCCGAAGGACUUGAGUCGCGACCAAAACGUGAGAUUCACGCGCCAUCCAAGGAACUCACCUACGCCGAAGGCGCUCGUAAGCCAAAACGUCGCAAUGAUCCCCAACUUCAAUGGGUCGUUAAGACCUUGAAAACUCUGGAAAGUACAAACAAACAUUACAAUGCAGUAUCACCUUUCCUCUUCCCGGUGGACCAAAUCAUUGCGGAUUUACCGGAAUACGCCAAAGUCAUCAAGAAGCCCAUCGAUUUGCAUAUCAUCAAAGCCAAACUUGACGAUGGUGUAUACGAAGAUGUCUCAGAGGUAAAUGCGGAUAUGAAGUUGAUGAUCCGCAAUGCUACCACAUACAAUCCUCCUAAUCAUGCAGUCCACACUGCCGCUCAGCAACUGCAACGAUUAUGGGAAGAGAAAUGGCGUGGGUUACCUCCCAAAGUCGAUCCUGCUGCGGCUGCGCCUAGGGACACACCGAGCGACUUGUUGGACGAAGAUGAUGGGGAUGACGAUGAUGCCGCGUUGCAACAGAAACAAGCGAGGUUGGCCGAAUUAAGGAAAGAGAUGACUGUGUUGGAGAAAGAGAUUGCGGAUAUUCAAGCUAAACCUCGUAAGAAGGUUAAGAGCAAAAAACCUAAGGCGAGGAAACAAAGCGUUUCGAAAGUUUCCCCGGGAGUGAAUGGCCAUGCGAAGAAACCGAGAAAGAGCAAGGAGGCGAGUUUCAAAGAGGAGGAAGAAGAAGAGGAAGAGACGGCUCUGACAAUGACUCAGAAACAAGAGUUGGCAGAUAAGAUGGGUGCGGCGGAUGAGGAUACGUUGGGGAAAGCUAUCGCCAUCAUACAAGCUACCACGACUAUAGGAGAUUCCGGAGAAAUCGAAUUAGACAUCGAUUCACUUCCCCCUCUGACCCAAGUCAAACUCUACAACCUGGUCUGUCGAGGAGGUCGCAAACUCACUCGGAAGGUCCAAAAGUCCAAACCGAGUCUUGGAAGUGGGAGAAAAGCCACGGGAGGUACUGCUCGUAAGAGUAUGAACGAGCAAGAAGAGGCGGAGAGGAUUAGGAGGAUGGAAGAACAGUUGAAAGGGUUUGAUAGUGUUCCUCAACAAGGAUGGGAUAGUGAGAGCAGUGAAGAGGAGUCGAGCGAGGAGGAGUAAGCAGGGAUUUCAUCAGUCAAAAUUGCAAAUCUUUUGACCGGUGGUAAGGAGAGUGCUUCUAAACUCCUCUCUCUUUGAGAGUCAGUCGUCAGAAGGAGCAUGUGAUGGAAUGGAGUACUCGUCGGAAGAGAUUCUGGUGGUGUUCCAAAUCAGUCGUCAGAAGUGGUGUCAAUGAAGAUGUUUGAAGUAUAUAUCGUUCAAAGUGUGGUCAAACAUGCGUAUGAAUCAAGGGUUCCGAGUGUC
Tremella mesenterica DSM 1558 is the source of this 3986-nucleotide messenger RNA. RefSeq lists its product as uncharacterized. The coding region runs from base 12 to 3743 and encodes 1243 amino acids. Gene Ontology annotation, molecular function: protein binding. The record is from RefSeq and is a predicted model, not a curated record. NCBI's taxonomy places the organism in Eukaryota, Fungi, Basidiomycota, Tremellomycetes, Tremellales, Tremellaceae. The transcript has 8 exons.